GGCCGCACACGGGGCGCCGGCUCCCCUCAGCCUGGCGGCCCGAAGCCCCCAGUCCACGGCCCCCGCGCAAGCGACGCCGGGAAAUGCCCACAUCCGGGAAACCUGCAGCGGAGUGCGGCGGCGGCGGCGGCGGCGGCGGCGGCGACACGGAGUGGAAGGCAAAAUGGCGGCGGAGGCGGAGGCCUGGUGCUAAGGGGGAGAGCCCGGUCCCCGCGACCCCCGCGACGGGCCGCGCAGGGCCGAGGUCGGCCCCCGGCAUCUCUCGCCGCCCGGACCUACCCCAAGCCCUCUGGGAUAACUGCGGGACUCUGGGCCCGGCCUCCGCACCGGCCCUGGGCCCGUGGCCGCUGUCCAGGAGCCCCGCUGUCCCCGCAGGGUUGUUUGGCUUAUAAAGAACUUUAACAUUCCUGUGAGCUUUAUCAAAGGAUCAUUUUCACUUUCGCUUAAGAAGAAGCUCUAAAUCUUUCAGGAAGCACUCACAGAAAUCUGCUGUGUGGGUCACAUACAUAGAUGUUUUCAUGAAGAGGAGUGAAAAGCCAGAGGGAUAUAGACAAAUGAGGCCUAAGACCUUUCCUGCCAGUAACUACACUGGUAGUAGCCGACAAAUGUUGCAAGAAAUCCGGGAAUCUCUUAGGAAUUUAUCCAAGCCAUCUGAUGCUGCUAAGGCUGAACAUACUGUGAGCAAAAUGUCAACUGAAGAUCCUCGACAAGUGAGAAAUCCACCCAAAUUUGGGACACAUCAUAAAGCCCUACAAGAAAUCCGAAACUCUCUACUCCCAUUUGCAAAUGAGACAAGUUCUUCUUCCAGGAGUACUUCAGAAGUUAAUCCACAGAUGUUUCAAGAUUUGCAGGCUGCUGGAUUUGAUGAGGAUAUGGUUAUACAAGCUCUUCAAAAAACUAAUAACAGAAGUAUAGAAGCAGCAAUAGAAUUCAUUAGUAAAAUGAGUUAUCAAGAUCCUCGACGGGAGCAGAUGGCUGCAGCAGCUGCCAGACCUGUUAAUGCCAGCAUGAAAACAGGGAGUGUGCAACAUUCAAUUAACCGCAAACAAAGCUGGAAAGGUUCUAAAGAGUCCUUAGUUCCUCAGAGACAUGGCCAACCUCUGGGAGAAAACGUGGCCUAUCGUUCAGAAAGUCCCAACUCACAGACAGAUGCAGGAAGACCCUUGUCUGGAUCUGGUAUUACAGCAUUUGUUCAAGCUCACCCAAGCAAUGGUCAAAGAGUGAAUCCCCCACCACCACCUCAAGUAAGGAGUGUCACCCCUCCACCGCCCCCAAGAGGCCAGACUCCCCCUCCACGAGGUACAACUCCACCUCCCCCUGCGUGGGAACCAAGCUCUCAAACAAAGCGCUAUUCUGGGAAUAUGGAAUAUGUGAUCUCACGAAUCUCCCCUGUUCCACCUGGGGCAUGGCAAGAGAGCUAUCCCCCACCACCUCUGACCACUUCCCCCAUGAAUCCUCCUAAUCAGGGACAGAGAGGCAUUAAUUCUGUUCCUGUUGGCAGACAACCAAUCAUCAUGCAGAGUUCUAACAAAUACAGCUUUCCACCUGUAAGACCUGGAAUUCAGAAUGGUGGUCAAACUGACUUCAUAAUACACCAGAAUGUUGCUCCUGCUGUCCCUGUCAACCGGCAGCCACCUCCUCCAUAUCCUCUAACCCCAGCUAAUGGACAAAGCCCUUGUGCUUUACAAACAGGAGGAUCUGCUGCUCCUUCGUCAUAUACUAAUGGAAAUAUUCCUCAAUCUAUGAUGGUGCCAAAUAGAAAUAGUCAUAACAUGGAACUCUACAACAUUAAUGUACCUGGACUGCAAACAACUUGGCCUCAGUCAUCAUCUGCUCCUGCCCAGUCAUCCCCCAGCAGCGGGCAUGAAAUUCCCACAUGGCAACCUAACAUACCAGUGAGGUCGAAUUCUUUUAAUAACCCAUUAGGAAAUAGAGCAAGUCACUCUGCCAAUUCUCAACCUUCAGCUACAACGGUCACUGCAAUCACACCGGCUCCCAUUCAACAGCCUGUGAAAAGCAUGCGUGUAUUAAAACCGGAACUACAAACUGCUUUGGCACCUACCCAUCCUUCCUGGAUACCACAACCAAUUCAUACUGUUCAACCAAGCCCUUUUUCUGAGAGUACCACUUCAAAUAUAACAGUUAAGCCAUCUGUUGCUGAAGCACCAAAUUAUCAAGGUCCUCCACCACCUUAUCCAAAACACUUACUACACCAAAACCCAUCUGUUCCUCCUUAUGAGUCAAUAAAUAAAUCUUGCAAAGAGGACCAGACUGGCUUGCCUAAGGAAGAUGAGGGCGAGAAGAAUUUUGAAAAUGUUGAUAAUGGAGAUAAAGAAAAGAAACAGAUUACAACCUCGCCUAUCACUGUUAGGAAAAACAAGAAAGAUGAAGAGCGAAGGGAAUCUCGUAUUCAGAGUUACUCUCCCCAGGCAUUUAAAUUUUUUAUGGAACAACAUGUAGAAAAUGUCCUCAAAUCUCAUCAGCAACGUCUCCAUCGUAAAAAACAAUUAGAGAAUGAAAUGAUGCGGGUUGGAUUAUCUCAAGAUGCCCAGGAUCAAAUGAGAAAGAUGCUUUGCCAGAAAGAGUCUAAUUACAUCCGUCUUAAAAGGGCUAAAAUGGACAAGUCUAUGUUUGUGAAGAUAAAGACAUUAGGAAUAGGAGCAUUUGGUGAAGUUUGUCUAGCAAGAAAAGUAGAUACUAAGGCUUUGUAUGCAACAAAAACUCUUCGAAAGAAAGAUGUUCUACUUCGAAAUCAAGUUGCUCAUGUUAAAGCUGAAAGAGAUAUCCUGGCUGAAGCUGACAAUGAAUGGGUAGUUCGCUUAUAUUAUUCAUUCCAAGAUAAAGACAAUUUGUACUUUGUAAUGGACUACAUUCCUGGGGGUGAUAUGAUGAGCCUGUUAAUCAGAAUGGGCAUCUUCCCAGAAAAUCUGGCACGAUUCUACAUAGCAGAACUUACCUGUGCAGUUGAAAGUGUUCAUAAAAUGGGUUUUAUUCAUAGAGAUAUUAAACCUGAUAACAUUUUGAUUGAUCGUGAUGGUCAUAUUAAAUUGACUGACUUUGGCCUCUGCACUGGGUUCAGAUGGACACAUGAUUCCAAGUACUACCAGAGUGGUGAUCAUCCACGGCAGGAUAGCAUGGAUUUCAGUAAUGAGUGGGGGGAUCCUUCCAACUGUCGAUGUGGAGAUAGACUAAAGCCCCUAGAGCGGAGAGCUGCACGCCAGCACCAGCGAUGUCUAGCACAUUCUUUGGUCGGGACUCCCAAUUAUAUUGCUCCUGAAGUAUUGCUGCGAACAGGAUAUACACAAUUAUGUGACUGGUGGAGUGUUGGUGUUAUUCUUUUUGAAAUGUUGGUGGGACAACCUCCUUUCUUGGCACAAACACCAUUAGAAACACAAAUGAAGGUUAUCAACUGGCAGACUUCUCUCCACAUUCCACCACAAGCCAAAUUAAGUCCUGAAGCAUCUGAUCUGAUUAUUAAACUUUGCCGAGGACCAGAAGACCGCUUGGGGAAGAAUGGUGCUGAUGAAAUAAAAGCUCAUCCAUUUUUUAAAACCAUAGAUUUCUCCAGUGAUCUGCGACAACAAUCUGCUUCAUAUAUUCCCAAAAUCACACACCCAACAGACACAUCAAAUUUUGACCCUGUUGAUCCUGAUAAGUUGUGGAGUGAAGAUAAUGAGGAAGAAAACGUAAAUGACACUCUCAAUGGAUGGUACAAAAAUGGAAAACAUCCCGAACAUGCCUUCUAUGAAUUUACCUUUCGGAGGUUUUUUGAUGACAAUGGCUACCCAUAUAAUUAUCCAAAGCCUAUUGAAUAUGAUUAUAUUAAUUCACAAGGCUCAGAGCAACAGUCAGAUGAAGAUGAUCAACAUACAGGCUCAGAGAUAAAAAAUCGUGAUCUAGUAUAUGUUUAACAUAUUAGGAAAAAUAAUGAAGAUUUGCAAAAAGGCCUGAAAAGCAGGAAUUUUUGAAUUUUGAGACUAAAUGUAUGCAAGUAUGGCAGAGCUAUGUAUGUGCACUCUGUGUACAGUAUUUUUAUUUUCCUAAAUUAUGGGAACUCCUUUUAAAAUGUUAAUUUAUUCCUCCCUUUUUAAUCAGUAAUUUAGAAAAAAACUGUUAUAAGGAAAGUAAAUUAUGAAUUGAAUAUUAUAGUCAGUUUUUGGUACUUAAAGUACUUAAAAAAUAGUAUUGUGUUUAAAAGGAGAAGCCUGGUAUCUAUUUGUAUAUAUACUAAAUAAUUUUAAAAUUCAAGAGUUUUUGAAAUUUUUUGAAAGACAGUUUGUUUUAUAUUGCUUUAACCAAAUAUGAAACAUACCCACAUUCCCAGAGUUUUUCUCCUCCUGUAACCUUAUUUUUGGUACAGAAAAAGCUUAAAAAAUUAAGCUAUCAUUUUGGAGAGUGUUCCCAGGCUAAUGAUAAUCCGUAUAAGUCACCUCCUGGAGCUAAAAAAUACAGAGUGAAAAUGUUCAUCACCCCUCUUCCCCCAGAAUAUUUAAUCUCCUAGUUUCUUCUCCGUAAUUACUGGCUUUUGAAGAAGCCAUAGCACUACUAAUUUUGACUCCAUGUUGAUCAUAAAGCUGCUUCCAGUUUUUAAAAGGGAACAGGUUGCCAUAAAUCAAUUUUAUUUUCAAAUACUAAAAGUGAAGAUCAUUCAUGUUUUUACAUUGAAAUUAGGAAAAUGUUUCUAUGCUUAGUAGACAAAUACUCAGUGUAUAGACAGUUUGGGUUAGCAAUUAUUUUUGAUAUUUACUUAAUAUUUUUUCAAGGAGCUAGGGAUGUAGCUCAAUAGUAGAGCACUUGCCUAGUAUGCACAAGGUCCUGGGUUCAAUCUUCAGCACUGCAAUACAAGAGAAAAGACUAGUCUUGAUAUGUCAUUAAUGCUAUAGAUUUCCUCUUUCAGAAUAAUAUUAAAUGAACAAAUUGUUACUGACAAAAGAAGUAUGGCUAUUUGGCAAUAUUUUACCUAUGGAUAGAUAGGUUAGUUGAUGAGAAAUAAUUGCUAACUUAAUUGAAAUGGCUGUUGCUAAUUAGGAAAAGUUACAGUGGUCUUAGAAAAUUUAGGACCUCUUAUUUAAUAGUUUUUGAAUAUGCCAAUUUAUAUUAUGCUUAGAUUCUAAGGAGGAAUUGUGGUUCCAAACCAAAAUACAUAGAGGUUAUCAUGUAGAAAGGGGAAUCCGGCUCUACUCUGACCUUACUAUAGGUUUGUAUCUCAUUUCCUUUUCUUAAGUUUCAUUAUUUUUACAAAUUGCUUUAUCCAAACUUAGUGUAAGAGGCAUAAUUGUAGUGAUUUUUCAAAAUUUUAGCUUUCUUCAUAAAAGCUAAUGGAAACCAUAUUGCAGUAAAAUUGAAGGCAAAGUGGUUCCAGCUAGAUUGCACCCUGUCAGUGCUCAGCUUGUAGGUUCAGCCUUUGAAGUUACUAGUUCUUUUGACAGUGUACUAAAGGCUGUGUGGGCUCUGGACCCAGGAAAUUAUGCAUAUCAAUACAUGUACAUUUACAGUUUGGAGAGAUUCUGGACAUGUUGAGACCUGUCAUAGACUCUUAAGGAAUUCUGUCCUGUAAGAAAAUGGGUAUCUUAAACUACGUUUACACUACACAGAUUGGCCUAUCUUGUGUCCAUACUGACAGUGUGGUGUGAAAGACCUGUAGCCUGUGACAAGAUGGUCCUGUGAGUAGCGGCACAACACUAAGAGGUUUGAACACCAUGGUGAGGGCACUGGAAUGCUGGGCUCAUUAUAGGCUUAAAACAAAUAGUUGUGAAAGGUUUCUAACUUGAAUCCUAGAAAUAAAUGUGCUAUCAUACAAUGGUGAUUUUUACUUCAUGGAGCAUUUGAUUCGUCCUGUAAAAUAUUAUGCAAAGCAAAAUAAUUCAAGAAUUUUUAGCGAGGCACUCAUAUAAGAUAUUCCCCUCUUAUUCUUUGGAAUUUUUCAGUCAGAUUUGCUUAAAUGGUAAUUGUUUUACUUCUGGCCUAUGGUGUGAUGCAGUAAAACACCAACUUUGUUACAUUUACAUUGAGGGAAAACUAAGGUGCUGUCUCCCUCCCUCACAAAAUCAAUACUGUGUUUUCCUCAUAGGUAAGAAACACCACAAUUUUGUAGCCCUUUACAUUUCCUCUGACAGUAUAAGCAGUAUACAAGCCAUAGGUAUCUGCAAUUUUAGUAGUUUGGAUAUACUUGUUAGCUGUCUUAUUUCCCAGCUAUAUCCAAUUCUUCCAGCAUAGUAUCUGGUGCUUGCUAGUUAAAAAGGCAAGAACAACAUUUUAAAAACAUCAAGAUACUCUCAAUUGAAGUAGCAUGAAAACAUUGGUUCUACAUUUUCUUUUUAAAAGAAAACUUCUCAUUUAAAAGCUUGCUGUCUUUCUUAAACUUACCCUUUUUAUAUGCAUAUCAAUAGUAUUUAUAAAAUGUGUUCUAUAAUUAUGUAAUUGUAGAUACUGUUACGUAUUGUCCAGUGACAUCCUAAGGCAGGCCCUAUUGCUGUAUCUUUUCUACCUUCUCAUUUGUAAUAGAAACUAGAAUGUAUGACUAAGAAGUCACUUUGAGAUUGACUUUUUUAAAAAGUUAUUACCUUCUGCUGUUGCAAAGUGCAAAACUGUGAGUGAAAAUGUUUUAUUCUGACUUAAUAUGUUAGAACUUAGAGAAUACAGUGGGAAGAUCUUUAGAUAUUGCUGCUGCUGUUACCCAAGGUACUUUAGAAAUUUUUCUUUAAUAAAAAAAGAAUUCCUUUUGUAUUUAAAGUUAAACAUUUAGCCUGUUUGUUUUAAUCUAAAGCAAAAAGUAAUUCGGGUCAACAUAUUGAUAUAUUUGUAAAGCGCCUUAAUAUAUCUUUUGUGGAAGGCACUACACGGUUUACUUUUAUAUUGUAUUUUGUAAAUAAGUAUUUUGUAUUAAAAUGCAAUCGAUGACAACACUACAGUUUUAUAAAAUAAUGGUUUGUUAGAAAAGGAAUUACAGCUUUGCAAUAUAAUAAUUGUUUUUGCAUACUUCUGAAUGUAAUAGAAUGAAUAAUCAGUCUGUGUUUUUAAUGAGUCUGUUUGUAUUUUCCCAAUCAUUUCCUCUGUAACAUUUGCUAGGAUAAUUUUUUUAAAGUAAAAUUCAAAUGUCUUCA
Molecule: messenger RNA, 7103 nt
Organism: Perognathus longimembris pacificus (Pacific pocket mouse)
Lineage: Eukaryota; Metazoa; Chordata; Mammalia; Rodentia; Heteromyidae
Gene: Lats1
Product: large tumor suppressor kinase 1
Exons: 8
Coding region: 519-3911 (1130 amino acids)
Biological process (GO): positive regulation of apoptotic process; peptidyl-serine phosphorylation; hippo signaling
Cellular component (GO): spindle pole
Molecular function (GO): protein serine/threonine kinase activity; protein binding; ATP binding
Source: RefSeq, a predicted model, not a curated record